Messenger RNA from Vespula pensylvanica (western yellowjacket), 1016 nucleotides. RefSeq names its product frataxin homolog, mitochondrial (gene fh). NCBI's taxonomy places the organism in Eukaryota, Metazoa, Arthropoda, Insecta, Hymenoptera, Vespidae. The transcript has 3 exons. The record is from RefSeq and is a predicted model, not a curated record. Gene Ontology annotation, biological process: iron incorporation into metallo-sulfur cluster; intracellular iron ion homeostasis. Bases 88 to 684 code for a protein of 198 amino acids. Gene Ontology annotation, molecular function: ferric iron binding; ferrous iron binding; iron chaperone activity. Gene Ontology annotation, cellular component: mitochondrion.
CAAAACUCUUCAAAGAAUUCUUAUUUGGUUCGUUCGUACUUUGAAUGAUUUGUUUGAUCGAUACGAGAAAUUUCAUAGAAAUAGAUCAUGUUUCAGACAGUGAUACGAUCUACCGUAUCAAGAAAAGUGUCGAAUAAAUUAUCAACAAAAAUUACGCAUAACUUUUUAUCAAGACAUGUUUCUGUUUACUAUAAAAACAAUGUUGGAGGUUAUGACAAUGUAUAUUCUACAAGAUACAUAAAUAGAAAAAACAAUUUCUUAUUUUAUGUACCUAUUUCUUUGUAUAAUUCACAAGUUGAUUAUAUGAAUUUAGAUAAAAGUCUUACUCUUGUAGAAUUUGAAAAGAUUUCAGAUACAACUCUUGAAUCCUUAACUGAAUAUUUUGAUGAUUUGAUUGAAGAAGCUGCACACUUGGAAGAUUCAGAUGUUGCUUAUGGAGAUGGAGUACUGACUGUGAAAUUUGGCAAUCCGUAUGGAACAUAUGUUAUAAAUAGACAGACUCCAAACAGGCAAAUUUGGCUCUCUUCUCCAACAUCUGGACCAAAACGUUAUGAUUUUGUGAAGGGUAAAUGGGUUUAUAAGUACGAUGAUAAAACUUUACAUGAGCUUUUAAAUGAUGAAAUAUCAUCUAUUGUAAAAACAAAAGUAUGUUUUGACAAAUGUUCCUACAGUGGUAAAGAAUAAUAUAACAAUACCAGUAUACUUCUAUCUACUUAAGUAUAUAAAAACUGCCAAUCUAAAAAAAUAAUUUAUACUUAUGUAUAAUAUAACAUAUAUUUAUCAAAUGGAUAGAUAGUAGAAUAUCAUAAAUGUCUCUAAAUAAUAUUUAUGCAACUAAAUAGCAACUGCAUGAGAUAAUUCGAGGAACAUUAUUAAAAACAUACAUGUAAGUACUUUGGAAAAUAUUGUAAUUAUACUAUGCGUUUAACUACAAACGCUUACAUAAUUUAUUUAACGCAAGAUCUGUUUGUAAUAUAAAGCUGUACACUUUUUUAAUGUAAAUAUAGUAGUUCUAA